AUGCCAGUUUCAGUCCCAGCUGCAGACAGACGGUGGAGAGCCUCAGCAGCGUUUUCUCUCAGUUUUCUCUCUUUAAUCUUCUCUAUCACAGCGUUCAGUAGUAGUUACUGGUGUGAAGGGACAAGAAAAGUUGCCAAACCUUUCUGUACAGGAAAGAGCAAAGGGGAUCACUGCAUCCGCUUUAAUAGCCCUGAUGCCAACAACAGCAACGCUGUGCAAUAUAUUUGGGAGACAGGAGAUGACAAGUUCGUUGAUCGAAAGUUUCAUGCUGGAAUGUGGUAUUCCUGUGAAGAAAUUAUAAAUGAAGAAGGUGAGAAAUGUAGAAGCUUCAUCAGUCUGACUCCAGCUUCUGAUCGAGGAGUUUUAUGGCUGUCUAUUGUCACAGAGCUUCUGUACAUCAUUUUGCUUCUGACUGGAGUCAUUCUUAUGUCAGUAGAAAUGUGCUACUACAGCACUGUCAUUGAUGGGCUAAAGAUCAACGCCUUCUCUGCAGUAGUCACCGUGUUAGCAGGUCUUCUGGGCAUGGUUGCUCACAUGAUGUACACAACUGUAUUUCAAAUGACUGUAAAUCUUGGUCCUGAAGACUGGAGACCUGACACAUGGGAUUAUGGCUGGUCCUAUUGCCUCGCAUGGGCUUCCUUCGCUUGCUGUAUGGCUGCAGCUGUCACCACUAUUAACAAAUACACAAAAACUAUUUUGGAAUUUAAGCACAAAAGAAAAACACCGGGAAGGAGUUUAAAGAUUAAAUACAAGUUUCCUGAUCAUACAUCUCCAGAGAAAGCUUGCAAUGUGUAUGUGAACUCAUUUCACAACAGUACGGAGGAUCCUGCACAUCCAAUAAAAGGCUUGCGUCACCUGGCCACUAUUUCAGUUCUGUAA
This is a messenger RNA of Strigops habroptila (Kakapo), 879 nucleotides long. It is a transcript of the gene GSG1L2, whose product is annotated as GSG1 like 2. The record is from RefSeq and is a predicted model, not a curated record. The coding region runs from base 1 to 879 and encodes 292 amino acids. NCBI's taxonomy places the organism in Eukaryota, Metazoa, Chordata, Aves, Psittaciformes, Psittacidae. The transcript has 5 exons. Gene Ontology annotation, cellular component: plasma membrane.